AUUUUUUUUGCAAGCUUGUGGCGGCGCGUAAAAACACACGCCACCUACGCUGCAUUGCAAGGGAAGCUCGUCGCAGCGCUGCGCUGCGAUAACGAGUCCGGCCGGAAGCUGCGCGUUGCUUGGCAAAAGCCACGUAACCGCAAAAGCCAACACAGCCAAAAAACGCGAAAAAAAUAAUUGAGUCCCUACGCGGCGGGCAUAGCUCGCCAGCGGCAAAAUUGCGGAGUACUCCUUACAAACGAGUGACAUGCACCGCAACUUCGAGGCCAUGAACAUCGGCAAGGAGCCGCCGGACGACAACGGCAAAGCCCCCAGACCCAUGAAGACGUACGCGGCCGGCGCGCUCGCCGCCGCGGCCGUGCUCGCUCUCUUCAGUCUCGUGGCGGGGUCCGAGUCCAUCGCGUCGCUGGGCGGCGACGCCCAGGAGAAGUGGAACGACGUGCCCUGCCCGGCGGGCGUAGAGGUGCCCAAGGUCGACGCCAACAGUAGAGUCCUGGUGACGGGCGGCGCGGGCUUUAUUGGCAUGUCGCUCAUGGCUUCGCUCGGCAAGCGCGACGCCAAGACGAAGCCCGCCGUCGUCAUCGGCAUCGAUUCCUUCAACGACUACUACGCGCCGGCCAUGAAGCGCGGGCGGGCGCAGCGCCUCAAGACGGAGUUCGGCUACGACGUCAUCGAGGCGGAUGUGUGUGACACGGCGGUCAUCGACAAGCUCUUCGAGCAGCACCGCUUCACGCACGUCGUGCACCUCGCGGCCCAGGCCGGCGUGCGCUACUCGAUCACGCAUCCCAUGACCUACGUGCACAACAACUACGAGUGUGUCGUGUCGCUCUUGGAUUACGUGGCGCACAAGAAGCCCCAGCCGGCUUAUGUUUAUGCUUCCAGCUCGAGUGUCUACGGCCUCAACAAGAAGAUCCCAUUCAGUGAAUUGCAUGCGAUUGACCAUCCAGCGAAUUUAUAUGGUACAUCUAAGUUCGGAAACGAGCAGAUCGCCGCGGCCUACCACAACAUCCACGGUUUGAAAUCGGUGGGACUCCGCUUCUUCACGGUCUACGGGCCCUGGGGCCGGCCGGACAUGGCCGUGUCGUUGUUCACGAACAAGAUCGAGAACGGCGAGACCAUUACGUUGUUCAAUGGAGGCGAGAUGUGGCGCGACUUCACGUUUGUGGAUGAUAUUGUGCAGGGCAUCGAACUGUCGAUGGAGUACUGCUCUGAUAAUGCGGCCGUCUUCAACCUCGGCAACUCGAAGCCGGUCAAGCUCGGCUACUUCCUCGAGCAGAUCGAGAAGCGGUUGGGCGUCAAGGCCAAGUUCAAGUACCAAGCCUCGAACGCCGAGAUCAAGGAGACGUACGCCGACGUCAGCAAGGCCCACGAGCUCCUGGGCUACCAGCCGACGACGAGCAUCGAGUCGGGCCUCGACCAGUUCAUGGCGUGGUACAAGAAGCUCGACAAGCGGACGCGCGACGAGUGGGCGGGGGGGCGCUUCAAGGCGGGACGCAUGCGCCGCCGCUAGGCCCUCUUCCUUCUCCCCUGUGCUAACUCGACUGAUGUUAUA
Pelagomonas calceolata is the source of this 1552-nucleotide messenger RNA. The record is from the annotation of a GenBank genome assembly. NCBI's taxonomy places the organism in Eukaryota, Pelagophyceae, Pelagomonadales, Pelagomonadaceae.